Pangasianodon hypophthalmus (striped catfish) is the source of this 2391-nucleotide messenger RNA. It is a transcript of the gene hyal1, whose product is annotated as hyaluronidase 1. NCBI's taxonomy places the organism in Eukaryota, Metazoa, Chordata, Actinopteri, Siluriformes, Pangasiidae. Gene Ontology annotation, biological process: hyaluronan catabolic process; carbohydrate metabolic process. Gene Ontology annotation, molecular function: hyalurononglucosaminidase activity. The record is from RefSeq and is a predicted model, not a curated record. The transcript is spliced from 4 exons. The coding region runs from base 224 to 1642 and encodes 472 amino acids.
AACUUAUUUGAAGAAGUUUGUCAAACUGAAAAGAAAGAAAUCUGUCUCAGCUUAUUAAUAUAUGGAUUUUAAACAGUCUUGCUUUCACCUAACAACAAAAAGUAUUAAGUUAGGGAAACUUGAAAAUGUAGUGAGCAAACUUAAAAAGCUGAGAACAGGGCUGGACCUUGUCUGAACAUGCCAGAGCCAGACCUCGCCUACAGGAGGAGAAACAACAGCAGAAAUGAACAAUGAAGGAACGAGUGCUAGUGCAAACAUCAAAGGUAUGGGCACCAUUGCACACUGGACAUGUCGUCUCGCCUUUCUCUGCAUUUUUUUAACAUCUCCCAUCAUGGUCCAUCCACAUAAGUUGCUAUCUCAGGUUCCAUUCUUCACAGUAUGGAAUGCUCCUACUGAAAAAUGUGCAACUCGCUAUGGUGUUGAUCUAGACUUGAGCGUUUUUGAUAUCGUCCACAACCUGAACCAGAGCUUUAUCGGGAGUAACAUCACCAUCUUCUACUCGGACAAGCUGGGCUUCUAUCCUCACUACACUGAGAAAAAUGAAUCUGUGUAUGGAGGUGUCCCACAGAACUUCAGCCUGCAUGAUCACCUCUCGCAAGCCUAUAAAGAUCUGCAAAACAGCAUGCCAGAUAAAGACUUUAGUGGCCUGGCUGUAGUGGACUGGGAGAGCUGGAGACCAUUGUGGGAGCGCAACUGGAACAGAAAGGAGGUGUACCAGCAAGGCUCUAGAGCACUGGUGAGGGCUAAACACCCUGACUGGAAACCAGAACAAAUAGAAGCCCAGGCCAAGAAAGACUUUGAAGGUGCAGCACAGGCCUUCAUGGAGCAAACGAUAAAGCUCGGACGAGUUGAACGACCAUGGGGGCUGUGGGGUUUCUAUGGCUUUCCCUGCUGCUACAAUUACCAGUAUAAAAAAAAUGAGACAUACACAGGGGAGUGUCCACCGCUAGAUGUGAAGAGGAACAACAAGUUAUCUUGGAUGUGGAAUGUAAGCACUGCUCUGUAUCCUGAUAUUUACAUGGAUCUGAGCCUUAAGGGUCAUGACAGAGACAUUCUACUGUAUGUCCAACAUCGAAUUAUGGAGGGCAUGAGGGUGAGAGAGCAAGUCUCCCCUAAUCAACCAGUUGUCAUCCCCUAUGCCCGUAUCGUCUAUACCUACUCGAUGACAUUCCUCUCACAGGAGGAUCUGGUUCAUACCAUUGGAGAGAGUGUCGCAUUAGGGGCAGCAGGAGUUGUGCUAUGGGGAGAUGCCAGCUACGCCAGAAGCGAGAGCACAUGUCUAGCAGUGAAAAAUUACCUGGAUGAGACUCUGGGCAAAUAUGUGGUAAACGUGACUAAAGCGGCGUUUCUCUGUAGCAAGGAACUGUGUUCGUUUAAUGGCCGAUGUGUGCGGAGAGACCCAGGAUCUUCAGCCUAUCUUCAUCUUGACCCAGCAAAAUGGACCAUCAUCCCCAGAGCUGAGCUUCCUGACCUGAACACCAACAGUCCUUCAUAUGUGAUACAAAUGAACAGUAAGGAGGGGAGGUAUCAUUUUACAAAACCAUUUAAGUGCCAGUGUUAUCCAGGCUGGGAGGGCGAACACUGUGAGAAACAGGUUGCUCCUAAGCCUAGACAGAGAAAACAAAUGUCUAUAGAUCUUUAAAAAAAAACCUAGGACUGGAAGAAUUGUAGCCUGAGCAGUCAGUGCUGGCAAAUCCUGUACAGACAGACACUCUGUCCAACUUACAGUAAAAUUUCAAAUAUCACAAAAUGAAAAACAUAUAUUAGAAUGACCAUAACAAUUUAAUGCUAAAAUGAACUUUAACUCACUCGAACUUAACAGACAUUAACAGGUAUUUAUAAUCAACUUAUUCAAUAUUUGAAUUACUUUAAAGUGCAUGUCUAAACACUGGUGUAAUACAUUUUUGAGAAUGCUGCUAUUUUAAACCUUUAAUCAAGUAAGUUUGUGCAAAUUAUUUAUAAGGUCUAGAUUAUAAACAAUUAAAACAAUACAUUGUCUUUUGUGGACUACAACUAUUGUCUUUUUGUGUGCAAUACAGCAUUUAUGAAUGUGGCCCUCUUGUGUAUAUAUAUGGUACAAUUUUAAACUUUAGGAUACAAUUCUAUAAAUAAAGUUUGCAUUUUCAAUACCAGUAUUGGAAUUAUUUCAGAAUGAACAGUAUUACUUGUCUGUUGUUGAUAUUUAUGUAUAGAAUGUAUAACAUAGUGAAGGUUAGACCACCCUCUUCUGGGAUUUUCUUGUACUACAACUGCAAAACACGUCUGAGUCUAUAGUCCUGGCUUGCCACUAGAUAGCAGUAAAGGCACAUCGAAACAGUUUGUAUAGACAGUCGCAUGUACAUUUCUUGCUGUAUCUAUGUACUAUUAUAUAUAUAUAUAUAUAUAUAUAUA